This is a messenger RNA of Mesocestoides corti, 615 nucleotides long. The record is from the annotation of a GenBank genome assembly. Lineage: Eukaryota; Metazoa; Platyhelminthes; Cestoda; Cyclophyllidea; Mesocestoididae.
AUGAGAAGCGAGCAAUCCUCUUGUACUCCUCUAUCAACUGCGGAAGCUAUAAGGAGAGCUGUCCUCCGGCUCUACUGCCUUGAAGAUAUAUCUGUAAUGGGUAAACUUGGAAGCGGUUUUUAUGCCAAUGUCUAUCUUGAAAACCCGUUCUUUACUUCACUAACGGUCUUUCCACUCGUUUUGCAGUACGCCAACGGUGGAAGCCUGGCAGAUCUGUUGACAGCCGCCUCCGCGCCACUUCCCUGGACCUGUCGAGUGAGCCUGGCUCUUGACAUUAUCCGUGGUCUCGGUCACCUCCACGAACACCGCCUCAUCCAUCGGGAUCUCUCUUCCCAAAACAUCCUUAUUCGUGUCAACCUCGAUGGCAGCGUGGCACCGCUGUCGGCGUGGACGUGCAAUUGCGGCGGCGCCGGCGAACCCGAGGGUGGAGGCUUCUCCCGCGGACUCAACGUCGACCAGCUGGUGGAGCUGUGGAAGCCCGGCGCCCCGCCACCCCCCGAAAUUCCCAAGAUCUCCCCUCUCACCGCACCACCCAGCCUCCUGCAUCGCUUCCAUCGACCUGCGUACACCGCCGUAGUUGGGGACUUGGGCGUGUGUCUGGAUCUGCGACAGUGA